Messenger RNA from Ambispora gerdemannii, 693 nucleotides. The record is from the annotation of a GenBank genome assembly. NCBI's taxonomy places the organism in Eukaryota, Fungi, Glomeromycota, Glomeromycetes, Archaeosporales, Ambisporaceae.
AUGGCGACCUGUUCCUUACCAAAUAUUUUAAUAAUUGAAAUAGCAGCACUUUUCAAAGACUCCGAAGACCAAAAUGUUUCUAUAAAAGUCGGUCAAGGCAACAAUGUUAAAACUUUUACAGCUCAUUCUGUAAUUUUACGUGCGAGAUCGCCAUAUUUUAAAGUUGCUUUUUCACAAUUGUGGGCUCGUCAAGAAAAUGGAAUCAUCUCAAUGGAUAAACCAAAUAUACGGCCAGUUAUUUUUGAAAAGAUUCUCGGUUAUAUUUAUACCGGCGAAAUUAUCUUACCUUUAGAAAGCGAGGAUAUUCUAGAUAUCCUUAUCGCUGCCGACGAGCUAAUGCUUGAGGCAUUAAUUAAUUCAAUCCAGAACUGUAUUGUUUCUGAAGGGAUGAAUUGGAUUAAAGAAAAUUUUAUCAAAGUUCAACAACUUAAAAAGGAUUUGAAAGCUUAUUAUUUCGCCCCUAAAUUGUAUCCUAAAGAAAAAAUGGAAGGGUACGCUCCUAAACGUAGCAUAAAAGUGGAUAAUCUUAUGGACGUUUCUGAACGUAGCAGGAACAUGGCGAAAGUUACGAACGCUUAUGAACAUAGCGUGGACAUAGAUAAUGAGGAAUACGAAAUAACAAGCCAUAAUCAUCAAGUGGAAUAUACCCCUAUCGAACAAGCAUACUCCCGAAAGAAGCAAAGAAAGCCAUAA